AUGGGAGGGGACUCAGAGCACUUUCCAGUUGUGAUGGGGCUGCACCAGGGAUCGGCUUUUAGCCCGUUUUUAUUUGCCUUGACAAUGGAUGUGCUGGCGCAGAACAUACAGAGGAAGUGCCAUGAAUAUUUAGAGUGCAAAUUCAAUGACGGGGCUCAUGAGUCACACGUGGAUGUGAAGCUUGAUACUCAAGUCAAGAAAGGGAGUUUCAAGUAUCUCAGAUCUAUUAUCCAGGGUAACAAGGAGAUUAACGAGGAUGUUGCAUAUUGUAUUGGAACGGGAUGGAUGAAAUGGAGGCUUGCGGUUGACGUCUUAUGUGAUAGGAAUGUACCGUCAAGACUUAAAGGUAAAUUUAUGAGGAUGUUGAGAUGGAUGAGUGGGUAUCCUAGGAGAGAUAAGAUUAGGAAUGAAGCUAUUCGGGACAAAGUGAGAGUGGCCUCCGUGGAGGAUAAGAUACGAGAGUCGAGUCUGAAAUGGUUCGGACACGCAAAGAGAAGAAGCAUUGAUGCUUUUGUCAGGAGAUAUGAGAGGCUAACUAUGGUGGGUUUGAGAAAAGGACGAGGUAGGCCAAGAAAGUUGAUUCUUGCAGGUAUUGAGAGUGGCACAACGAAGUACUCCCGAAUAGAGCGUUGGUGA
Messenger RNA from Nicotiana tabacum (common tobacco), 636 nucleotides. The record is from RefSeq and is a predicted model, not a curated record. NCBI's taxonomy places the organism in Eukaryota, Viridiplantae, Streptophyta, Magnoliopsida, Solanales, Solanaceae.